AGUACCAAACACGGACACCCCAAUUACCCGACUCAGCUGGAAGCUACUGAGUUGCAGACAGCAGAGUGGGGGAUGAUGGCGAGCGAUGGCGCUAAAACCCGCAAGAGAAAGAGCAAUUCAGAAUCUGAACUGUCGCCUAUCAUCCAGUCUCCGGUCGUGGACACCAUCUUCGCUCUGUUAUUGGCAACUCUGUCGAAGUCCGACUACAGACCCGACUCCAUUUCUGUUGUGAAGAAAAGUUUAAACAAGCUUCGAGCAUCGCUUCUUUCAACAGUCCCUUUUCCGCCAUCUCUAUUUUUUCCUAUUAUCUCUUUGCUUCCUUUACUCCUCAGUUCCAGAAAUAGAGAAAUUGCGCGCUGCGGGGCGAAGCUUGUGGGGUUGGCCUCGUUGUUGUCGUUUGAGAUGAAUGAAGUAGUUGCUUCUGACGGGGAAACUGUCAAGGAAUUAAUUCCGUUGCUGGCAAGUUUGGACCGGAAAGUUUCAACGGCAGCGUGUAAUGCCGUUUUGGAUUUGUCUACAACCUCCAUUGGACGACAAAGUUUGUUGCAGUUUUCUGCUCUGGAGACUCUUAUGCUUGCAUUCCUUCAGGUUCCUAGAUCAACAAUAUCAAUUUCUUUAUGCCCUGGGGAUGAAGCAAAUAUUACCUAUCUUGAGAUAGACUGCAAGGAAGGUGAAUUUCUAGGUUUGCUUCUUGAUGCAACCAUGUUUCUUACUAAUACCUGUGAAACGGUGGAAUUGGAAAAGAUUCCAACGAAGCUAUUGGAAUGUUUUUCUGCUGUUCUGAAACAGAUUUGGGUAAAAGCUCGAAGUCAAAUGUUUCUUGGAAAUAUUUCAAGAUCUUGUCAAGAGAAAGGAUUUCACUUGACAAAUAUGACAAUCAACAAUCUGGCAGAAAGCUUAUUUAGGCUGUCUAUUAAUGCUGACCAACCAACUGCAGAUUCUUCACCUGAGAUGGUUAGGAGCAGUAUUUUUGGUUCAAAUGAAAUGGACAUCCUUGGUUUCCUUAAGGAGGCAAGAACUAAAUUGGGCUGUCCUCUGAUCUAUGACCAGGAUAUUCGGGUUCUAAGAACAGAGAAGAAGUCAAAAAGGGAGGUUCACUUUUUUCCAGAAAAUUUAUGCUCUUGCUCUGUCGAGACUCCUUGCUUUUUUCAUGUUGAUGAUAUUUUAAAAUGUGAUCAAGCAUUUAAAAGGGGUUACACAAUUGCUUUACGUGGUGCAGAGUUCCGAUUUGAGAGUGUUGCAUCCAUUGCUGAUGGAUUAGCUUCUCUAUUUGGUCAACCAUCAGUUGGGGCCAAUUUGUAUUUGACACCACCUAAUUCUCAAGGAUUAUCUAUGCACUAUGAUGAUCACUGUGUGUUUGUAUGCCAACUUCUUGGAAAAAAACAUUGGAAAGUUUUCUCUCAGCCAAUUGUCCAGCUGCCUCGCUUGUAUGCGUCCUGUGACAUCCCUAACAGUGAACAUAUUGAGAGUUCAACAGAUUCAUGUAGAAACUUACUGCUAACAGAAGGUGAUAUCUUAUAUAUUCCAAGAGGCUAUCCUCAUGAGGCAUAUACAGAUAACAACGAAGUUAAUGGAUCAGCUGGGUUUUCACUGCAUGUGACACUAGCUAUUGAGGUUGAACCUCCAUUCUCGUGGGAGGGAUUUGCACAUGUUGCACUUUGUUGUUGGACCCAAAGCCAAAAGCCAUGGCAGCACACUUCUUCUGGGUCUUUAUCUACAGUUCUGAGCAUCAUGUCCAUUCAUUUACUUCAUAUUACUAUCGGUUUAAUUGGUGAUUCUGAUCCUAAUUUUCGAAAGGCAUGCUUGGUUGCUGCAAUUCCUUCCCAAUCAAACACCGAGAGUUGGCUUUAUCUGAAUCAAAGGGCCAUCUUCAGCAGUGUCAUUGAUAGAAUUAAUUCAGCAUCAAGUAUGCUGGAGGCAGUCAGGACAGUGGAAAUGGCUAGUCAAAAAGAUGAGGAUCCUUUUCAAAGGAUGACGUGGUUAAAGUUUCUUGAUUGGGAGACAGAACCACGGAAGGACGUGAUUGGAUUUUACCCUUCACAAAAAGUGACAAUCUGUUAACAAUAUUUUCUCAGCACAAAGACAUGGCAGAGGUUGCAUUUAUGCAGGUCAAAAAUAAAUUUUGUAAUGAAAUAUUGUAUGAAGGUGCUAUCAGAAGCUAUAAGAGGCUACUUGAGAGGUAUAAGAGACUGAGAAAGCAAUACAUGAAUGGAAUGCUCUCUCUGCAUUCUAACAAACUGUAACUGUGAGUUCAGACUAGAGUAUAUAUGCAGCCACUGUGAUUGUUGAUUUCCUCUCUCUCUCUCUUUUUCAAAUUAGUUAUGCACAAUUUUCUAUAUUGGUAUCAUAUUGUGCUGUACUUAUUGUUCCCACUAUUGUUAGUUUGAAUCUGAGUAGAAUCCACAAGUUUGGUUCAAGUAAGCCAUGAGAAAAUAAAACUGCACAUAAAGAUGGAUUGUGAUUUCAUGCUAAUGAUUACUGAUCAUUUAUAUAUAAUCUUCAUCUAUUUCACUAAGAUACAUCCACUCAUCCUGUGUCAUCAGAAAUCCAAAUCGCUACUAUGGUCUGGGAUGUUUUGGUGUUGGUGUUGGGUGAGUUGUCACUCCAUGGUAAUCGAUGUGCAACCUGCAUUUCAUGCAACCUGAUUAUGAGGCCUGGAACAAUGUCUACAUGGAAAAUUUUAUCGGAAGCAUAAUUUGAUGGGUGCAAGAUGCAAGAAAUUCGCA
Messenger RNA from Carica papaya (papaya), 2726 nucleotides. RefSeq lists its product as uncharacterized. Gene Ontology annotation, cellular component: nucleolus. Lineage: Eukaryota; Viridiplantae; Streptophyta; Magnoliopsida; Brassicales; Caricaceae. Gene Ontology annotation, molecular function: histone H3K36 demethylase activity; histone H3K4 demethylase activity. The record is from RefSeq and is a predicted model, not a curated record.